AUGGACUGGUUUCCUAGUGAGGCAAACUUGAAGAAGAUCCCAAAGAUCUGUAUCGACGAGGACGGCUUCAACAGAGAGGAGUUUCUUUGCGAAUUCUGCGAUGGCUACCAAGGAGAUGACAUGGAUGAGAGCUACGUGGGUUGCGACGGCGGUACUCUACGCAUGGGAAGCCUACUCGAACGCUUCAUCAAGCACAUCAAAGGUAAUCGCCGCGUCACCAAGGAAGCUUACGAAUCCAACCCAAAGACCAUCCGCCUUCGGAAGAAGGCCCGUCGUGCUAUCGCAUCGCACUCGAACAGAUCUGAUGCCUACACUAUGAAGGACCAUCGCGCCGAGCACGAGCGUGCCGUUGCCACCAACACCCUCUCAACCUUGAUCGACAUCAGCAACAGUCUGCGGGUCAUCGCCCAGUGCACUCUCCACACCAGUUGUUUGGACCGUGGUUUGAACCGUGGUAACACCGAGCUCAUCGACAUGCCCCCUCGCUGUGGCCCCGAGGAGAUGCCUGAGGAGUGUCUCUGGAAGUUCCCUCUGGACGAGAAUGAGGAUGAGGAGAACUAA
This is a messenger RNA of Fusarium musae, 561 nucleotides long. RefSeq lists its product as uncharacterized. The record is from RefSeq and is a predicted model, not a curated record. The transcript has 3 exons. NCBI's taxonomy places the organism in Eukaryota, Fungi, Ascomycota, Sordariomycetes, Hypocreales, Nectriaceae. The coding region runs from base 1 to 561 and encodes 186 amino acids.